GGAGGGGAAAUUUUAGUUAUUUGCAGUUGACGUGCAAGCACGUGUUUUGUUUUGGUAAAUUGUGCUGCAGAAAAUACACAAAAAAUGGCUCUAAAAGCACUUAAAACAAAAAAGUCCAAAAGGCAGCCUGCAAAGUUGAAGUACAAGAUUCAGAGAAAAGUCCGGGAGCAUCACCGGAAACUGCGUAAGGAAGCCAAGAAGGCCGUCAAGGCUGGGAAGAAGGGCAAGGGGACAAAGAAGAAGAUGAUCCAAGUGCCCAAUAUCUGUCCAUUUAAGGAGCAAAUUCUCAAAGAGGCAGAAAUUGCCAGACAGCAAGCAGAGGAGGAAAGGAAGAAGCGCCGGGAAGAGCUGAAGAGGAAGAGAGUGGAAAAUCAGACACUUGAGUCUCUUGUUGCUAGUGCCGAAUCCCGAGGAGCUGUCCAUGAAGCUCUGACGUCAAAGCAGACCCCGACAGAGGGAAAAGUUUACAAGGAGGAGAAAUCCAAGGAGAAUUCACUGAAAGCCUAUUACAAGGAAUUUAAGAAGGUCAUUGCAGCAGCUGACGUGAUCCUCGAAGUGGUUGAUGCUCGAGAUCCUCUUGGCACGAGAUGUGAAGAAGUGGAAAAAGCUGUUAGAGCAGCAGGAAGCAAGAAACUCGUGGUAGUUCUAAACAAAGCAGAUCUCGUGCCCAGAGACAAUCUUCUGAACUGGCUCAAGUACCUCAGACAAUUUGGUCCAGCGACAGCUUUUAAAGCUUCAACACAGGAUCAAGUUCAGAAGCUGGGACGGCGAAAGUUCAACGAGAGCAAGAGUGAUAAAGCACUCCAGGGAUCAGUUUGCGUAGGAGCUGAACUCUUGAUGUCCAUGCUGGCAAAUUAUUGCCGGAAUAAGGGCAUCAAGACGUCCAUUCGUGUGGGAGUAGUUGGAAUUCCGAAUGUGGGAAAGAGUUCAGUGAUCAAUUCGCUGAAGAGAAGCCGUGCCUGCAAUGUUGGAUCAACUCCGGGAAUCACGAAGCAAAUGCAGGAAGUUGAAUUGGAUUCCAAAAUCAAUUUGCUGGAUUGUCCUGGAAUCGUAUUUUCCAAGGGCAGUGACAAUGAUGCCGGAUAUGUCCUCAAGAAUGCGCAGAAGAUCACCGAUGUCAAGGAUCCGGUCGGAGUGGCAACGGCUGUUUUGCAGAGGGCCAGCAAAAUGUUCUUCUGCAAACUCUACGAUAUCACACUCUUUGAUACUCCUGAAGAGUUCUUUGCUAAGAAGGCCAAAAGGAUGGGCAAAAUAAAGAAAGGCGGUAGGUUGGAUAUUCUGGCUGCAGCUAGGAGUGUCUUGGAUGAUUGGAAUACGGGGAAGAUUCGCUACUGCACUCAUCCUCCUGAGACCAUGGACACUGAUUGCCAUGUUAGUGCUGAGAUUGUGAGUGCAGAAGCCAGAGAAUUCGAUGUGGAGAAUUUUGAGCAGAUGGAAACGGAGAUUCUAGAGAGUUUUGGUGAAGUGAAGAAGGAGGAAGUGAUGGAAAUUACUUCAACAGGUCCCCUGAAGAUGCAGGAAGUCGAGGAUGAUGAUGAUGAUGAUGGUCUUAAGAGUCUCAUUGCAGCCAGGACGCAUAUAAUAGAAGAUGAUGCUAUUGAGAUGAAGGAGGCUGGACCAAGUGUGGCCAAGAGGGUGAGAAGGGGAGAGCCUGAGCCCGUGAAGCAGCCUACAGGAGAGGCUGCAAUUGCUGGGAAUCAGACUCUGAAUAAGGAUAUGAAGAAUCGUCUGAAGAAGGAAAAGAAGCGUCAAGCCAAAUCCACGAAGAGGAUUGACAAUGUGGCUGAUGUUCUGGAUAACUUCAGUUUUGGGACUAAGAAAGAGGAAUCCGAUGACAAUGAUUACAGCUUCGACACAGAUUUCAACAUGAAUUAAGUAGGCUUUGUAGAAAAAAAUCAAAUAAAAAAUUGUUAAUAAAUCAAAGGAUCCUCGGAA
Phlebotomus papatasi is the source of this 1935-nucleotide messenger RNA. It is a transcript of the gene Ns1, whose product is annotated as guanine nucleotide-binding protein-like 3 homolog. The transcript has 3 exons. The record is from RefSeq and is a predicted model, not a curated record. Lineage: Eukaryota; Metazoa; Arthropoda; Insecta; Diptera; Psychodidae. Gene Ontology annotation, cellular component: nucleolus. Bases 85 to 1875 code for a protein of 596 amino acids. Gene Ontology annotation, molecular function: GTP binding.